Messenger RNA from Exserohilum turcica Et28A, 1631 nucleotides. RefSeq lists its product as uncharacterized. The record is from RefSeq and is a predicted model, not a curated record. NCBI's taxonomy places the organism in Eukaryota, Fungi, Ascomycota, Dothideomycetes, Pleosporales, Pleosporaceae. Bases 246 to 1169 code for a protein of 307 amino acids. Gene Ontology annotation, cellular component: transcription factor TFIIH holo complex. The transcript has 2 exons.
GCGCGACACCUUCCAACGCCAUCCGCCAUCUCCCAUCUCGCCCUGCGCUCCCGCCCGCGGUACACGUGUCGCAUAACAUGAAAGCACUAUGCCUGUGCCUGUGAGGGGUACAAUGAUGAUCAAGCCCCCCCGCUUACUCACCACGCCUCGCCACUUCGCACGUUGAAAGCGCACGCAGCGCUCAACCCUCCAGUCCGCCACUCGGGCUUUAGCCAGGCAAUCACGCCCAUAGCCCACGACGCACAAUGGCUACAGCCAGCAUCUCAGCCAGCGCCGCUCCUGGCGACGACCUGCCCACCCCGCCCGCCUCGUCGGCAGCGCCGUCACAGCACGCAUCGCCCCUGCCGCAGCCUCGAAAGCAUCCACUGAAGCCUGGCGGCUCAAGAGAGUCCGACUUGAUCAGGUACCUCGAUCAGGCCAUCAACAGAGUCCAAAAGCGUGUCGACAACCGCACGACCCAUCGCAAGCUCAGGCCCGCACCUGGCCAAGAGACAGGGUACAGGGCCUUCUGGGAAGUCGCAACGGAUCUCGAUGGCUUAGUCGACGUCGUGUGGGUGUCCGGGUCCCCAAACCUCCAGAUCCCCUACUUGCUCAACAUGGCCGUGCUUACUGCUGACUUUCUUCCUCUGUUCCCCUCAAACACGCCCUCUGCACAGGCUACCUUCCGCCUUGUCUCCAAACUAGAUUAUGCCUUUUCCUCGCUGCUCGCUGGCCACGAUGCCGCCACGGGUGACUUAUUGCCCGGCUUCGAUGGUGGCCGCUCAAUGACAACCACGGACAAGGUCCGCCUAAAAGGCAUUGUGGAUCGGACACGGCUCACAGUCGUGCGCGUCAUGAGCCGAGACAGUGUGGCCGGAGACGAGCAAGAUAUUGGCGGGACCCUUGAUACAGACACGGACAUGGAUAUGGACACUACACAGGAAGAGGUUGGAGCAGAGCAUGGUACCGUAGCCUUUGAAGGCUUUGAAGGCAAUACAGACGACGAAGAGGAUGACGAGUGGCAAGAGCGCGGCAUCGCCAGUGUUUAUGAGAAGACUAUAGGCGAAUUAGGCGACGUUCUCGGUGGUCCCCCAAUUGGUAUUAUUACCGACGAUUGGGGCGCCGAUGCAACUGAGCACCAGAGGAGCGGCGGUGGUUUCGUCGAGUCCGGGGGUGGUGCCCAGUUAUGAAAUAGACAAUGGCAUAUGCCACGCCUUUUCUCCCGUCGCAGCUGUGCAUUGUCGGGUUGAGGACGUUGUAGGCCCUUUCCCAUGCUGCACAGUCUUGACUGCUGUCAUCCUGUCUUUUCCUUUGCUUUAGUAUCCUCAUCUCAUGGCCUUUGACACGCCUCAAUCUUUUUGCACGUCGUCGGCAUUACACGCAGGACCCAUUGAUGCUCGAUCCGAAAUUUGCCGCCAUCAAGUGGAAAGGCGUGUCGCGCAAGUCCACGGAACCAAGCCGGCCCGUGGUCAGCGGCGGGGACGGGGACGUCGAUGGUGCCUUCCCUGAAGAGAAGUGCACGAUAGACGACACGCGAUACACCCAACCACGCUCAACGCGCCCCAUGUGGCAUUCCUGUACAGAUUGUCGCUGACGCCAAGUUUCCAUCUUUUCUCGUCAAUCUUAUCUUCCGUCAAUUACGCAAUAUUCCC